Centruroides sculpturatus (bark scorpion) is the source of this 3193-nucleotide messenger RNA. RefSeq lists its product as uncharacterized. Gene Ontology annotation, biological process: DNA integration. The coding region runs from base 260 to 3193 and encodes 977 amino acids. The transcript has 2 exons. NCBI's taxonomy places the organism in Eukaryota, Metazoa, Arthropoda, Arachnida, Scorpiones, Buthidae. The record is from RefSeq and is a predicted model, not a curated record. Gene Ontology annotation, molecular function: nucleic acid binding.
AUUGGAAGAAUUGCCUGAAAUAAGACAUUUAACAACAGAAGAACAACUGUUUGAAACCAUUUUUUAUAGUACACAUUCACGUGAUUCAACCGGCAGGUAUGUGGUUCGUCUUCCUUUCAAAAACUCCACACACAGGCUUGGAGAUUCAAGAAAGACUGCCAUUAGACGGUCUCAACAACUAGAACACAGGCUACAAGGGAACAACAAUCUGUAUAAUCAAUAUAAAUCUUUUUUGGAUGAAUACUUAUCCUUGGGACAUAUGGAAGCAAUUAGACAGGAGGAAAUCCAUCUCAAUCCUUCAAGGACAUAUUAUCUUCCCCAUCAUGCAGUGUUCAAAGACACAAGUACUACAACCAAGCUUCGGGUUGUUUUUGAUGCAUCGGCUAAAACUACCACAGGACACUCACUCAAUGAUGAGCUUCUGGUUGGACCAAGAAUACAGGAUGAGUUACUCAGUUUGUUAAUUCGGUUUCAGUUUCCAGUUAUUGCUAUGGUAGCGGAUCUUGAGAAAAUGUACCGGCAGAUUUGGAUACAUCCAGAUGACAGAGAUUUUCAAAGAAUCAUUUGGAGGAACCAUCCAACCGAGCCUCUUAAGGAUUAUCGAUUAUUAACAGUCACCUAUGGUACGGCUUCAGCACCAUAUCUAGCCACCAAGGUCCUCCAACAAUUGGCUAAGGACAAGGGUGCAAGAUUUCCAUUGGCAGCUACAGUGCUUACUCAAGACUUUUAUGUCGACGAUCUGAUGACAGAAGCUAACUCAACAGAAGAAGCCUUUAGACUUCAAUCAGAACUCAUUCAACUGACACAACAGGGCGGGUUUAAUCUUCGGAAGUGGGUGUCAAAUCACCCAUUAGUACUAGAUGCAGUUUCACCAGAACUAAGAGAGAUUCAACUGCCAUUUCAAAUAGAUAAUGAGAAGUCAGUCAAGACAUUAGGUCUUCAGUGGCAUCCUGCAACUGAUCAUCUUUCCUUCACUGCAACCACGUUACCAGAACACAUCAAUAGUACUAAACGAACAAUGUUGUCAGAUAUUGCAAGGAUCUUUGAUCCGCUUGGCUUAAUUGCACCAGUAACUAUUCGAGCAAAGUUGAUGCUUCAAGAACUUUGGCAGGUCAAAUCAGACUGGGAUGAUCAUUUACCGAGAGACCUUGAGAAAAGGUGGCAGGCAUUUCGAGACCAGUUGGAUCAAAUUAGAACUAUCAAGAUCCAACGUUGUGUUAGUCAGUCAAGUAUCGAAGACAUUAGUCUACACGGCUUUUGUGAUGCAUCUGAAAGGGCGUUUGCAGCAGCUGUUUUUUUGAGGACUAUGUCUCAUAAUAAUGGUAGUCAAGAUCAUCUCAUAGCGGCAAAAACGAGAGUUGCACCCUUGAAAACAACCAGUUUGCCUAGACUGGAGUUAUGUGGAGCUGUUCUUCUGUCCAGACUGAUCAGAACAAUUCAGUCCUCCCUAAGAAGACCAAUCACCGAGGUUCAUGCCUGGUCAGACUCUACGAUCACACUUUCUUGGUUAUCAUCAUCUCCACAACGCUGGAAAACAUUUGUUGCCAAUCGAGUUGCGGAAGUUCAAACGACUAUUCCCAACGCCAAAUGGCAUCACAUUUCUAGCGAAGAAAAUCCAGCGGACUGUGCUUCAAGAGGAAUUUCAGCAACUGAGUUACUAUCUCAGUCACUUUGGUGGCAUAGCCCUCAUUGUCUUCAUGACACUCAAUUACCAGAAACAAAUCCUGCGAUAUGUAAUAGUGCAGAAUGUGCUGUCGAAGAAAGGAAGAUCCAUACCAUUGUGGCUUACACUCAAAUGGAUGAGUCAUUAUUGACCACGUUUUCAUCAUUGUUUAAGCUAAAAAGAGUCACAGCAUUCAUACACAGAUUUAUCAACAAUUGUCACGAGAUUGAGACGUUAAGGAAGAACAAACCGCUUCCAAGCAAAAGUAAAAUAACACAAUUUCAUCCCUAUCUUGACCGCAACGGAAUUCUCAGGGUGGGCGGAAGACUUAGAUAUGCGAAGAUAACUCCUGAUCAAGCACAUCCCAUCUUGUUAUCACAUCGUAACAAGCUUGUACAUUUACUCAUAGACAUGGAGCAUAAGAGAUUACUACAUGGAGGUCUCCAACUAGUGAUGUCAACCUUACAUCAACGUUUUUGGAUAAUUGGAGCCCGGGACGCCAUUCGACAUCACAUAAGACGAUGCAUUCAGUGCGUGAGACAACGUGCAGAAACUGCCCAACAACUUAUGGGUGACUUACCGCCAAUGCGGGUGAAUCCAGCUCGUCCUUUCCUUAAGUGUGGAGUCGACUUUGCAGGCCCCUUUCAACUUCGCGUCAUCAAGGGCCGAGGUCAACAUUCAUUCAAGUCAUAUUUAGCAGUGUUUGUGUGUUUUGUCACUCGAGCUGUUCAGCUUGAACUAGUCAGUGCAUUGACAACAGAUGCAUUCUUAGCAGCUCUCAAGCGGUUUGUAGCUCGACGAGGAAAAUGCUCUGAUAUUUUCAGUGACUGUGGUACCAAUUUUAUUGGAGCAGAUCGAGAACUCAAAAAAUUCAUUAAAUACGUUUCAAUCAGGCAACAUACUAAUGAGAUAUACAACUGGCUUGCCAACGAAGGCAUUUCAUGGCACUUUAGCCCUCCUGCAGCCCCUCACUUUGGAGGUCUGUGGGAGGCUGGAGUAAAGUCAGUGAAAUACCAUCUAAAAAGGGAACUUGGACCUCAUCGACUGAUUUAUGAGGAGAUGGAAACACUGUUGUGUCAAAUUGAAGCCUGCUUAAACUCCAGACCACUCACAGCACUUAGCAGUGAUCCUAAUGAUCUCACCGUUCUCACACCAGGACACUUCAUUAUUGGCGAUUCCCUUUCAGCAAUUCCUGAGACAGAUCUCACUAGCAUCAAUUCUAACCGCCUUUCUCGAUGGCAGCUAGGCCAACAGAUGUUGCAACAUUUCUGGAGACGGUGGAAACGUGAAUAUCUUGCACGCCUACAACAACGACCUAAAUGGGCAGCCAAAAGGGAGAACAUCAAGAUUGGUGAGUUAGUGUUACUCAAGGACGACGAUCUGCCACCCACAAAAUGGAAAAUGGCGAGAGUUUGUGAACUUCAUCCUGGAGAGGACAAUUGUGUACGGGUCGUGACAGUCAAAUUGGCAUCCGGUCAACAGCUCAAGCGACCUAUUGUGAAGAUAUGCCCCUUCCUCUUCAUUAACUAA